Molecule: messenger RNA, 5163 nt
Organism: Phyllopteryx taeniolatus (common seadragon)
Lineage: Eukaryota; Metazoa; Chordata; Actinopteri; Syngnathiformes; Syngnathidae
Gene: slc9d1
Product: transmembrane and coiled-coil domains 3
Exons: 15
Coding region: 378-2393 (671 amino acids)
Biological process (GO): potassium ion transmembrane transport; proton transmembrane transport
Cellular component (GO): membrane
Molecular function (GO): potassium:proton antiporter activity
Source: RefSeq, a predicted model, not a curated record
CUGAGGCUGGCUUGGUUGAGCUGCUAUGUGGGACGACUGGCCAGGAGGGGGGAGCCAUCGCUCUGAUACAACAAGCUGAUUGUUCCCGGCUUCUUGAGUCGUGCAGUGGAGAGCCAACGCAAGGCAAAUAUUCUCUCGCAGCAGCCAGCCUGUGAACAGAGGUACUAUUGACUUCCAGUCGCUGCAUUACCCAAGCAGCAUUCCAGUCACUGCAUUACCCAAGCAGCAUUCCAGUCACUGGAGGAAGGACCGGGCAGCAGCUUGGAAAGUUAACGUCGCCCAUCUUUACUAAUGCUCACAAAGGUGUGAAGCAUCUUGGGUGCCUAUUACUUUCAUCCGGUCCACACACUCUAGUCAGGAGUGAAUAGCCUCUUUGGAUGCAGAUUGUCUGGUUACUUUUGUGCCUUGGCCUGGCUUUGGCAUCUGCUGUGAAGCAGACAGACCAGGUGGCUCAGCAUGCCAACAGGCAAUAUCGCAGAAGUGUGGCCACACAGGGAAAAACCUGGUUGGCCAAUAACUGCAGGUGGCUGGGUAACCUCCUACGCCGAAAGAACGUCGUCAUCAGUAAGCUGGCAGAUGCUGCGGCUGCUGUUAAGAGAGACCAAACACUUUCAGAACCUGAGCGUCACUUUCAGGUGCACACAAUACAGGUUUUUCAGAAGGAGUUGAAUGAGAGUGAGCACAUGGUAUUCCAGGCGGUGCGCAGUCUGCAGAGGGCACUGCAGGGAGACUACAGGGAUGUGGUCAACAUGAAGGAGAGCAGCAAACAGAGGUUGGAGGCUCUCAGGGAGGCGGCCAUACAGGAGGAGCAGGAGUAUGUUGAACUGUUGGCUGCAGAGAAGCACCAGCAGGAGGCUGUAAAGAGUGUCCUUGCCCGUAAUAAGACUCUGUCUAUGGUCGACGAGAUCCUGGAGGAUGUCAGGAAGGCAGCAGACAGACUAGAAGAAGAGAUUGAGGAACAUGCCUUUGACAACAACAAGCAGAUGCAAGGAGUUAAUGUAGAAGCAGUGCUGAGAGUGGAGGAUGAUGAGGAGAAUGUAGGCAAGAGAAAGAACAAAUCUGCUCAGAGGGAAGCAGAAGCCGACCUGGGCCUGAGCAUGCUCAUUGACUCUCAAAACAACCAGUAUGUGCUGACCAAACCCAGGGAUUCCACAAUGCCAAGAGCAGACCAUCAUUUUAUCAAGGAUUUGGUCUCUGUGGUAAUGUUGUCACUACCCUGUGGCUGGAUGUGCACUAUGGUGGGUCUUCCUCCCAUGUUUGGAUACAUCAUCUGUGGGGUCCUGCUUGGACCAUCUGGACUGAACAGCAUCAAGUCUAUGGUCCAAGUAGAGACACUAGGAGAACUGGGGGUGUUCUUUACCCUCUUUGUGGUGGGACUGGAGUUCUCCCCUGAGCGCCUUCGUAAGGUAUGGAAGACAUCAGUGCAGGGUUCCUGCUACCUGUGUCUGCUCAUGGUUGUUAGCGGACUGUUAUGGGGACAAGCGCUGCACAUUAAACCCAUACAGACUGUCUUCAUAUCCACGUGUCUCUCACUGUCCAGCACCCCAUUGGUGUCCCGUUUCUUAGCAGGUGGUAGCAGAGGGGAGAAGGAAGGUGACCUUGACUACAGCAGUGUACUGCUCGGGACGUUAGUGAUGCAAGACGUUCAGCUCGGCCUAUUCAUUGCUGUCAUGCCCACUAUGAUCCAGGCUCAAAGUGGAGACACACACAGCUUCCUAUUUGGAAGUCUCCAUGUACUGUACCUCCUGGCGCAGGUCCUGGUGUCUCUGGCUGUCGUGAUGCUUCUCUGUGUGUUGCUCAAAUCGUUUGUAGUUGGUGCCUUUUACAAGAAACUACAUACUGAGAGCAAAGGCAACAAGGAGAUCCUGGUGCUGGGGAUAGCAGCUUUUGUUUUUUUCAUGCUCACGGUUACAGAGUUUCUGAAUGUUUCAAUGGAGUUAGGCUGUUUCCUGGCUGGAGCUUUGCUGUCCUCCCAAGGUCACAUGGUCACCGCAGAGGUCAAAGGAUGCUUUGAGCCAAUUCAAGAUUUCCUCGUCAUCAUCUUCUUUGCCUCUAUUGGUCUCCAUGUGUUCCCUACAUUUGUACUGUAUGAACUCACCAUUCUGGGGGCACUCACACUCACACUUGUCAUCUUGAAGUUCCUGAUGGCCGUGCUGGUGCUGUAUGUGAUCUUGCCGCCCAGCUCUCGUCACAUUCGCUGGAUAGUCUCAGCUGGACUGGCACAGGUCAGCGAGUUCUCCUUCGUCCUCAGCAGCCGCGCGCGUCGUGCCGGCAUCAUCUCUAGAGAGGUGUACCUGCUGGUUCUCAGUGUCAGCACCCUCAGCAUGCUGCUGGCACCAGUCCUGUGGAAAGUGACUACACACAAAUGGGUGUCACGAAGAACUGUCACAUGACCAGGCUCGGUUUCAGGACAAGACGUUACUGGGAGGUGGGAAAUCCGGCAGCAUUAACACAAUUUGAAUUAUUCAUUUGGCAGCACAGCAGAGAGUGAAAUGUUGUCAUAUGAUCCCAUCAAGUGGGGGCUGUCCAAAAGAAAUUUUUUGCUGAUGUUGCUCUAAGAUAUGUUUAUAACCUCACUUUCCAAAUUACUACAAAUUUCUUCCAUUAUGCUCCUCUUCUAUUAUUAGUGUUAUACUGCAAAAGUAGCUGUAAUGGCACAUUGGGGUAUUACCCAAAACAGCCACCUCCUCUUUUACAAUGAGAGUAAACAACAUUAUAUGCUACUUUUGUAGUUUUUGUUGGACCAAUAAUACAUUGAUACAGUUGCAAAAACAUGUAUGUUGAUGCUUUAGAAUUACCUGGAUUUCUGCAUGAUCUGAUCUUCAUCUAAGUCACAACAGUAGAGAUUAUUGUAAACUAAUACCAGACAAACUAAUUCUAUGUUUUGAAUGAACACAAAAACAGUGAAGUAUGUGUGUUUGAACCUUUGGAUUUAAUAAUUGACUGGGAAAAAAAUAAUAACUCGCUGAGUCUUUGACAAUAACAACCUAAACCAAAUAUUUCCUGCAGUUGGAAAUCAGAGUUGCACAUCUCACAGAAGGAAUUUUGGACCUUUCCUCUUGACAAAAGUGUUUCAAUUCAGCAAUACCCUAUUCCCGUGGUGUGCUGUGCCUUUUUGUCAUCCACACUUAGUGUGUUCCUGCCAACCAAUUUGACUUUGGUUUCAUUUGUCCAUGCAAGUUUGCCAGUAGUGCUGUGAAACUUCCAGGCGCUAUUUUGCAAUCUUCAAACCUGUAUCAGUGUAUUUUUUGUUUGUUUUUUUCACAGCAGUUGCUUACUCCGUGGUGUGCUCCAACAUCCAUUCUUGUUUGUUGUUUUACUUAUCAUAGAUUUGUCAACGAAGAUAAGAGCUAGAGAUUUGUAAAAUUCUUUAGUCGACACCUUAGGAUUCUGCGCUGUUCUUGCUUUCGAGAUCUCGCUGUGCUCUUUAUAGGACAGACACUUCUCGGGAGAGCGGCAAGAGUGCUGAACUUGCUCCAUGUUCUUCCAGCUUCAUGCAAGUCAACAAUUCUUAAUUGUAGUUAUUCUGAGAGCUCUUUUGUGGGAAGCAUGGUUCACAUCAGCAAAGGCUUCUUGAGAAAAGAAAUACUAUUGUGUGUUUACUGGGCAAGGAAGCUUUCGAUAGAUAGCUAAUGUGGUGGAUUUCCUGGUCUGUGAUAGAUAGCUAAUGUGGUGGAUUCCCAGGUCUGUGAUAGAUAGCUAAUGUGGUGGAUUUCCUGGUCUGUGAAACACCCUCAUCUGGAUGAGUGGCGCUUCCGUUGAGCAAGAGCAAAGAAUACCUCGAGACACAGGCAUUUGGGAUAAGUUAAAGUUAGGUUUAUUGAAAAGGCUUGGUGUCAUAACCGCAGUUUUCAAAGUCAAAUUAGCUAAAGCCUGCCCGAUAUUCUCAGUCACACGCUUAUAAAGUCUCGCAUCUGUGGGCGUACUCUUAAGGACUUCCCCUAGGCCCGAUUGGCUCACUGAGUGGGUUUGAAUAGCAAGCUCCUCCCCUUACCUAUAGUUGGUGUCAGUUUUGUCCACAAGGUGGCUCUCUUUCUGUCCAUGAAUGAACCGAACGCAAGAGACUGGUUUUGAACCACCAAAUGAUGAUAGUAAUCAUUGAUAUUACAAUGGCAGUCCCCUUUUAUGGCUCACCUCCUAGCUUACCCAGAGGAUGUAUUGUCCUGUAAAUAGCAGGGGGGAGAACCUGCUGGGUAAGCAAAAUGUUCCCAGAAAGCAAUUACUCUCUUUGAAGUAGAUAGUUCAAAGGCCCCAUGGUUAACGCAGUCACUCUUUACACGCAAUUUACUGUAGUGUGAGGAUGUAUGAAAUAAAUUGCUAUUAAAAUACACUACAAUCGAUAGAUAAUCUUUGAGGAAACCAACAACUUUAACAAACAUGUCCACUUUCAUCACAUUGAUUGAACUCUUAAGGUUGGCUAACUUCUGACUGAUUAGGUCUUGGUGAAGUAAUAAUCGCAUACUUUUACAUGUUGUGUCCAAUACAAACAUGGAAACAUAAUUGUGUGGUUAGUUUUUUUCCUGACUGUGUAUUGUUGGGACUUCCAGUUGAUGUCACCUUUUUUUAAACCAAUUUAUGCAGGAUUCCGGUGGCCUGGUGACCGACUGGUUAGCACAUCUGCCUCACGGUUCUGAGGACCUGGGUUCAAAUCCGGCCUCGCCUGUGUGGAGUUUGCAUGUUCUCCACGUGCCUGCGUGGGUUUUCUCUGGGUACGCUGAAUGGUUGUUUGUUGAUAUGUGCCCUGCGAUUGGCUGGCGACCAGUUCAGGGUGUACCCCGCCUCUUACCCAAAGAUAGCUGGGCUAGGCUCCAGCACGCCAGCGAACCUAGUGAGGAUGAGCGCUACGGAAAAUGAAUGAAUGCAGGAUUCCAGGUAAUUCCAAAGGGUUCACAUACUUUUUCUUGCAACUGUUGUUAUUGUAAAUAGAAAAUAAAUUAUGUUAUUGCACUAGUUACCAUUGCAAGUUAAUGUGCCUAUACAACUUACUGCUCUGCUCAGCUCUUCUAUGUAUGCUUUGGACAUCUCUAUGUACUGUAUGUAAUGAACGUGCUGUUUCUUGAUGUACUGUACAUACUGUACAAAUUACUGUUGAUGACCUUUCAAUGGAAAAAGAUACUUUUUGGUUUUGUCAUUUGUUUAUUUAUUAAAUAGAUGGAAAAGCAA